GGGGGGAAAACAGACUAUGAACGACUUCAAUAUCAGAUGAUAAAGAAGUCCUUCACUGGAGUACUCAUUGGAACAGAAAAUUUAGAGACUGUUUUCAUUUGGGAAUUUUCAUUCUUAGACGGUAAGCAAUGCAAAAUUAACAGUGAUAGAGAGUUAAUUUAUAUAACAGUCAAAUCACUUAUCUGAUACGCCAAGCAACGUCACAUUAGUGCACAUUAAUUGCUAGAACCGGGCAAAAUUGAACGUAAAAUAUCCAGAUUUGAAUUACCAAAUAUCCGCAGAUGGGACGUAAAACAAACAAUUAACCUUGGAACUACUAUAUACCGGUCGCGGUAGUUCAGUGGUAGAGCGUUCUCUUCGCACCGGGAUGUCGUAAGUUCGAUCCCCACUCGUGCCAUGGCCGAGUCAAACCAAAGACGUUAAAAUGGGUAAUGAUUGCUCCUAAGCCAAAUGCUCGGCAUUUAGACUGAAGUAAGAAUCACGUGUCUUUCGGAUAUGACCGAACACGGAGGUCCCGUGUCGCGAGAGGCGUUGAAUCGUUGAAGUACCCUUACUGCUACGGCCCUGGAGCUAAACAUCGGUCUAAAUUUGUGCUUCCUCACCUACACCUGGUGACGUCUGAACACGAGUGAAAAGUUCUGAACGGAACUUAAAAAACCCAACUAACCAAUCAAACAACUUUCGAUAGUAAAAUCAUCCCUCAUUUAUCAUUUUGAUAAUCAUUCAUAUAAAUUAUCCUUAAAAAGAUGAAAUAGGCAACGGUCUAUUGAUUGAUUGAUUAUUGUUUAACAUCCCUCUCGAGAAAAAAAUCACUCAUAUGAAAACGUCACCAAUGCCGUUGAAGGGCCGUAAAAUUUAGGCCUAUGCUCGGCGCUUAUGACCUUUGAGCAGGGAAGGAAUUUUAUCGUGCCAUACUUGCUGUGACAAAGGGCCUUGGUUUAUGCGGCCUCAUCCGAAUGACCGUCUCAUUUAGUCGCCUCUUACGACAAGCAAGGGGUACUGAUGAUCUAUCCUAACCCGGCUCCCCAUGGGAGCAACGGUCUAUUUAUUACUAGCAAAGGUUACAUGACUUGUUAAUUUAAUAAACGUUCUUCUCAUUUCAAUCGAAUGAUUGAUUGAUUUUUGUUAAUUGUUUAACGCCCCUCUCGAGAAUCUUUCACUCAUAUGGAGGCAUUUCCAUUGCCGUAAUCUCGGUUGAGAUUCGGCUUGGCAGAAUAGUGAAUAUAUGGACCGAGGGCUUCACCGAAUCUCGGAGCAGUCCUUCAUAAAUCAGCUUCAGCGGUUGCUGAAGUGAUUGACAAGUCAUGUAAACUUUGCUUGUAAGAAAUAGACCGUUGCUCCCGUUGGGAUCCGGGUUAGAAUAGUAUUACUGUGGUCUAGUUUACAUUUACCACGGCAGUCGGGCGAUAAAGUUACGACAUAACUACGGACUACGGGAAAACGAUGUUUGAAAAUCUGUUUAACUUUCAUCUAAACAAAAUUGUUAAGACCACGAAACAUGUGAUUCCUUUCGAAAAUCUUACAUCCACCCUCUACCAUCAUAUUCUAACCGCACAGAAAGAUACUGCCAGGUUAAAGGCUCUGUUGGAACAUCGCAGGCCAAAUGUAACUAGGCUUUAAGUAGAGUUAAAAAGAGAAAUAUAAAUAAAUACAUCUGGUGUGUCCAGGGGUCCGUGUUUGCCCAACUAUCUAUUUUGUAUUGCUUGUAGGAGUUAUGAGAUUGAUCACUGUUCGUUAUCUUCACCUUGCAUCAACUAUAUUACCAUACUCAAUACCCUUGAUUCUAAGAACCCCAUGUGUAACAAAGCAGAGUCUGUCGUAACGAAAUUAUUGUGCUUUUAUUCGCAUCAAAAUACAAUGCUGUGUUGCCAUGACAUAUAAUUAUAUGUUUUACAUGUAUAUGAAUCACUACCACUCGUAUUUCUACUUAUGAAUAUCCAAUUUAUUUCUGACAAUGUUUCUGUGUGUGAAGCACUAGAUUUCAACAUUACAAAGUGGAUACAUGGUCAAAUACAAAAAUUAUAUAAAGAACUAAAAUGACUAACAACACGAAUAAUUUGAUUGUCAAACUUUCGGGUUGACCUGUCCCUUCCCAAGGACAAACGAAAAAGUUUAAAUUUACAUAAGGUGGCUAUUUAAGAUAUUGAAAGAUGUGCAAAAACCUAGCACUAAAUCUACAAACGUCUUUAAAGUGCAAAUAACAUAUUAAUUCGUUUUAACUUGCCAAUCAAUAUGUUUUCUAGAUAGCCAGAAUUUUGCCCCAAUGUUAUUCCACAUAUAUAGGUUCUGGUUCCAGAGGCUUCCAGAAACGCUGGAGCUUCAUCCUUAAGAUCUAUACAACUCAUGUCACUCUGUCUUUCUUGGGUUCAACACAAUUUAGUGCAAAUUGAGAGUGACUCACUAGAAUAAUAUCUUCCCUUGAAAUCACUCCGGAAGCUUCAUGGAUUAUCAAAAUCUAAAACACGGCUUUAGUACUGCUCUGGCAAAUGUCCAGAAGAAGAAAUACCGUGACAGUAUCCAUGACGAAGCAAUGAAGAUCAAAAUAUAUAUAUUGAGCAAUAUAACACUACCACCAAUAAGACUACCUCUAGACGCUCCAAACACAGAAAACCCGUAAUGACCAGCGGCAAAACACUAUUAAACCGCUUAAGUAAAAAUUUAUUUCCAAGUAUCACUAGAAUUAUAUCAAUAAUGGUGGAUUUGUCAGUUUACUGACAAAUAUAAUUAAAAAUCGGAAUUAAGAUGCUAAUGAAUCACAAAGGAGCAAAAUAACAGACUAAUUAAGGUUUAUCUCUUAAUUGAUGAAAUGUCAAAACCAUAUGUUUACAGUUAUGCACCUACCUUUAUUCAUUUUGAGGCUUGAUGGUGUCAUGUCAUUUUAACGAAGAUUUUCUUUAAACCACCCUAAGGUAUUUGAUCGAUAAUAACUACCGGUUUCAUUUGAAAUGUCAUAAAUCUAUGCGAACAGAAAAUUUCCAAGUAAGGAACUUUAACGUACCAUGAAAAGGGGUUUUAAAUUUUCAUACUCUCUCAUAUCAUAUAUUCACCUCAUAUAGAUCGUUAUAAAAAUGGCUGAACGAUCAACCAAUUUAAGGUAUUCACAAAUCGUCAAAACAAUCGACAAAAUGUUUGUCUAUCUGACAACAGUUAAACCUUAUACCGACAAAGGACAUGUUCGGGGAUUAUGAAUGUCUCUGCAUAUGGAAAACCUUAUUCCAACCGGACCAUAUUCAAUACAAAAUGCACUAGAUGCAUUGAGUCAAAUCAAGAGGGAACUAACUAAAAAUCCCGAAGCUCGCACCGUGCUCCUGACAUGGCUACUUACAGUUAGACGACAACAUAAACCAGAUUUUUUAUACAACGAAAGGAUUCAUGGAUUACAAGUUCUCUUUGAAUACGAAUCACAGGGUGAAACAUUUCAUGACGAUGAAGCUGUACACAAUUGGCUGGAAAAAUUAUCAUUAGAAAUUUUGAAGAGUGAUGCCCGGCACAGCAGUGAGAAGCUGGGAGCAAACUCCGUUUUUACUGCACUUCAUUGUGCAUUGAUGAGACAGAGUAAAUCACAACAUAAUGCUUACACAAUAGAAUCGUGGAUGUUGCUCAAGGAGACCCUGAAAAUGAGCAUCUCCAAUUAUACAAAAAGCACAAAGGAGUUGCACGAGUUUUCAAAAGGAAACGACUGGAAAGAGAUCGUGAGAACUGAACCAAUCCUACAAGCCAAUCUCCCGUUCUUUUUGGUGUUCGCUGCAGAGAUGUUUUCGGUUCGAGUGUGUAUUCUAUGUUAUCCAUCGAAAGAAGAAGUUACAUUUCAUCCUACUAAACCUACAGACACAGUGAUUAGAAUUGGCUUGGUGCACAAGGAUCAUUAUGUUUGCCUUAUUCCAAAAGAGAAAGAGAAGACGAAUGCUGAUAAUGUCAAGGGAUUGGAAAAGUCAAUUAGAGAUUUAAAGAAAAGCAUACAUGAACACGAACAACAGAUUAAUGAACUGAAAAAAGAAAAGAAAAAAAAUAAUGCGAAAAUAAUUGAACUCUCAGCUGAAAAGGAGAAACUCGAAAGGGAAUUGGAAGAAAAGGAGAGGGAAAAAGCCAGACUGAUUGAUGCUGCACAGAAGAGAAUGGAGGCAUUUGGUAUGAAAUUGACACAGAUGUACGUUGGCGAAAUUGCAAGACAGCUUGAAAAUUUGGAUGUAGAAAUUUAGAAAUUAAUUUCAAAAUUGAGGAUUAUCUCCCUCAUGCAUAGCUCUUAUCCUUGGACGAAUUUGGCUUAACUUUUUUGGCACGCUGUUUUUGGCUAUAUUUAGCUCUAAAACUUCAUAGUUAUUUCGGCUUUCAAACAUUUCGGUUGAGCAUCACUGAAGAGACAUUAUUUGUCGAAAUGCGCAUCUGGUGCAUCAAAAUUGGUACCGUAUAAGUUUUACAUCAUUAAAAGAAUCAACAUUAGAAAUUAUUUUUGAACGUUUCAGAAAGAUAUGUUACUUAAUUUCAUUAAGGUUAUGUGGGAGUAAUACAUCUCCCAUGUUAGAUUAAUUAUUUGUGAUAUCAACCAUUGAUUAUUAUAUCAUUAUGUUUCUCGUAUAUUUGAUGGAUGCAUGUUUAUCGAAUAAAACAUCCUGUACUGUAUAAUUGGGGAUAACUGAUAAAAAUAUCAUCAUUUACUAAAAUGCCACUUUGUAUAACAACAUACGAAUUUGGAAAAGCUUACAUUAAUUAAACUUUGUAGGUGAAGGAGUUGUAUCUUUUGUUGGAAUUUUAUUCAAUGGGUAUAGUAGAAAAUUGGGUAAACUUAUGAUACUAAAAGUGUGUCUGUAAAUAAUCAAGUUUCAUUUCUGAUGCUGACAAAGACAAUUCGCCUAAGACUGUAAUAAAUAAAUGACAAUAUCCAAGUUAGUCGAGCACUUCGAGUCGCAACUUGAGAAUGUAAAUAGAUCCCUUUGCUAGUUAUGUUCAGGAUACUACAGAUUUUUUGAAGAAAAUAAAAUAAAACUUGUAAGUGUAAAGCAAACAUUACCAGAUUUCUCUGUUCUAUUUUGUAUGGGCGUGAAAUCACUUUAUCCCAGUAUACCUAGGAAAAAAGCUCGCGACAUCAUUAAAAUUUAUUCUAAAAGGUCCUAAAUACAGAGAACCUCGAUCUUUUAAUUGGUGACAUAACUUCAUCUCUAAUAUGAAUUCUGUCGAUUCCCUGUCAAACGGUCGGUGUGAUAUAGUGGUCGCCGUGAGCUCUUGAUCAGGUAAACAGAGUUGUCCAUAGUCAAAAUCAGUGUACCAAGAACGACCUAACAAUUGGUAUGAAACAAGUCAGAAAGCAUUUGUCCUUAUGCCAGGCGAUGGACUAAAUAUGAAAAAAAAAAUUCAUACAUUGUCAGAAUGGAUUAAAAGUAUCAGGGGAAUUUUAGAAUCCCGCAUUACACAUAUUACAGGUAAAUAAAAAUACCUACCAUCUAUCCUUCUGUGUUUAGUAAACCAGAAGUGAUAAAAGAAUUAGAUAGGUUAUAUGUUUUGGU
This is a messenger RNA of Ostrea edulis (European flat oyster), 5501 nucleotides long. RefSeq lists its product as uncharacterized. The transcript is spliced from 4 exons. Bases 3189 to 4199 code for a protein of 336 amino acids. The record is from RefSeq and is a predicted model, not a curated record. NCBI's taxonomy places the organism in Eukaryota, Metazoa, Mollusca, Bivalvia, Ostreida, Ostreidae.